AUGAAGAGUGGCGGUAUCACACGUCACCAAGAAGCAGAAUUUAAGCAUGUCGUCAAACUUACCAAGGAGAGGAAAGCCCAGCAAGUUUUCCCUGAGAGCUGGGAGGAGGUGUGGAAGCCGAUGUCGGAGAACUGCUCCGGGUACAGAACCUGCGGCCAGUGUUUGGACCAGCCGGGCUGCGGUUGGUGCACCGACCCCAGCAACACGGGCAAAGGUCAGUGCAUCGAGGGCUCGUAUCGAGGGCCCUUCCAGACCUCGGUCCCGGCCCCGUCCACCCUCCCCGGCCUGCCUGCUAGCCCCCAGCCGGCCCUCAAUGCCAGCAUGUGCCCCAGCGAGGCCAAAUACAACUGGUCCUUCAUCCACUGCCCAGCUUGUCAGUGUAACGGUCACAGCCAGUGUGUCAACGAGAGCGUGUGCGAGAAGUGCGAGGACCUGACAACCGGCCGGCACUGCGAGAGCUGCAUCUCCGGCUUCUACGGAGAUCCGACCAACGGGGGCAGCUGCCAGCCCUGCAAGUGUAACGGCCACGCCAGCAUGUGCAACCCGAACAAUGGCAAGUGCUUCUGCACCACUAAAGGCAUCAAAGGAGACCGCUGCCACCUGUGUGAAGUCGAGAACCGUUACCAAGGCAACCCGCUCAAAGGAACAUGCUACUACACGCUGCUCAUCGACUACCAGUUCACCUUCAGCCUGUCGCAGGAGGACGACCGCUACUACACCGCCAUCAACUUCGUGGCCACACCUGAGGAGGUAUGUCUGACAGUGAACGCCCCGCCGCCACAGCAGCUGUCACUUUUAUUAGGAUUAAAGAUCGUGAAGUCGGCACCAGAUGAUGAUGAUGGAGAUUAG
This is a messenger RNA of Plectropomus leopardus (leopard coralgrouper), 849 nucleotides long. NCBI's taxonomy places the organism in Eukaryota, Metazoa, Chordata, Actinopteri, Perciformes, Serranidae. The record is from RefSeq and is a predicted model, not a curated record.